AUGGACAUCGCGAUAAUUGAACUUGUAGUCAUUCCUCUGAUUCUCGUCUUCCUCGCGACUGGACUUGUCGGCAGCCAGGUGAGGUGGGGGUCCGGUGCUCCACUGCCGCAAGGCAUCGAUCUGUUCUUUCGGUCCCAUCCAAUUCUCUCCACCCUUGCGUCGUCUGACCAUUUGUUGCCUCGCAGCCCCGACCACGCCCGUCACCUGUUCGACGGAAUGCCUCGUAUGAAGAAGCGCCAGAGUGCACCACCGGUGAGCGUCGCCGACCGCAUCGGCACCCUCCCCGAUAGUCUCCUCCACCACGUGCUCUCAUUCCUCCCAGUGCAGGCCGUCGUGCGGACUUGCGUGCUCGCCAGGCGGUGGCGCCAUCUUUGGAGGUCAACCACAAGCCUGCGCAUCGUCGGCCUUGACGAUAAUUACUAUGUUGAUGUCGUAGAACUCCGGAAGUUCGUGGACCAUUUUCUGUUACUGCGUGAGCGCACCGACCUAGACCUUGUCGAGAUCAAAUUCAAUGAAUUCUGUGAAGAAGACCAACCCUAUGUGAAAACGUGGGUCCGUUUCGCCUUGAUGUGCAAAGUCCGCAGGCUCACCCUUCAUGUUCGUGGAUCUCAAUAUCUCUACCUAGACCCGUCUCUUGUCUCUCGGCAUCUGAGAACAUUAGACCUUGAUGGUGUAGGCCUACAAGAGACCUUUCUUGAUUUUGGUAGCUGCCCAGUAUUGGAGGAUCUGAAGAUAAGUCAUUGCAUUAUAAAUGCUUGUAGGAUGUUGUCCCAUUCCCUAAAGCAUUUGAGCAUCUAUUGCUGCCACAACGAAUUCACUUGCCGGAUCCAUGUUUCUACUCCGUGCCUUGUCUCUCUGAAACUUGAUCAUUUUAUUGGUAGAACACCGUUACUUGAAAACAUGGCGUUGCUAGAGAGUGCAGAUGUGUAUCUUAGUGAUUACUGCAAAGAUGUCUGUUUGAAUUAUGACUCUGGUGUGCUCUGUGGAUCUAAUAAUAAUGCAUGUCAGAAUUGUGUUCCUAUUGAAGACGAUUGCAGCAGAGAAUGUGUUCUUCUGGGUGGUAUCUCAAAUGCUAAAUACCUGAAGUUGCUACCUGGGAGUAAAACGUUCGUUUUCACAAGAGAUUUGAAACACUGCCCCACAUUUAUCAAGUUAAAGACUUUAUUGCUCAACGAGUACUGGUACGAGGCUCCUGAUUUGGAUCCACUAGCUUGCAUUCUGAAAAACUCACCAGUUCUAGAGAAGCUCACGCUUCAACUUUUUUCCGAGGGACCAAAUCAUAAAGUGGAAAUUAAAGGACGCUACAGUUCAAUGGAGCGACCGUCUGCAAUAUCUGAGCACCUUAACAUAGUUGAAGUCAAGUGCAGUGUGGUCGACGAGAGAAUUCUCAAAGUUUUGAAGUUCCUGUCUGCACUUAACAUCUGCUUCAUUUUCUGAGUAAGUGUGACAAGAUGCCUGUGGAUCUGCCAUCCCUCCUUGGCUAUUCAGAGAUCCAAGGCUUAAGCGUAUAUGCUGUGUGGAUGUUUCUAUCUUGUUUUUUUUUCUUGUGCAUCUUAUGCUGAUUUGAGGUACGGUGUAGAAUCCGUGAUGCAUACAACUUAUGAACUCUAGAGAGUGAAGACUGCAGACCAUCUGGCUAGACUUCGCUUUACCGUAUCCUGUAAUAUCUAUUGCACUUUCGGUUCAUGCUUAAUUUACUUAGCUCUGAAGGCUGGUUAGUACUCU
Molecule: messenger RNA, 1725 nt
Organism: Lolium perenne
Lineage: Eukaryota; Viridiplantae; Streptophyta; Magnoliopsida; Poales; Poaceae
Source: RefSeq, a predicted model, not a curated record